AUGCCGCGGCGGACGCGGCUUGAAAAACACCAUUUGAUAUGGUUGCCCGCCGCACGUCGCAUGCAAAUGUUGUUUGCAAUUGUCUUCUUCGGUCGCGGAGCCUUGCAGCGGCACCCAUUUCGUACGUGUGGUCACGGCCGCGCGGACGCUCGCGACCGAUGUGCCAGCGUCAACAACGACGCCCAGAACGUCGUGGGCAGCGUCGCAGACGACGUCAAUGCUUGCCGCGAGGACGGCGGGCGCAUCGUCGCGCGACGCUUCGUGGCCCACGAUGCAGUAGCUCCGGCGUGUGGGGACGUGUUCGAUGCGGUAGGUUGGCAUCGUCACGUCGUGUGGCAGCGGCGGCGCACCACGAUCCAACAGCGUGCACGUCGCGUUGUGAAUGUAGAGCGAGGCGCCGGCGCAGUAGCCGGACACUGUCUCGUAGCCGGUCAAGUCGGGCACGGCCGCGUCGACGGCGUGGAUAAGGCACGGCUGCGUGGUCUCGAGGACCGACCACUCGUCGCUGCACGACGCGCCGUGGGUGCCGUUAAGGAGUGUACCGUUAUUUGUCUCCUUGGUGCCAUGGAGAGUAAGGAAAGCAGGCCCCGUGGCGGCAGCGCUGCUCAGUGCUAG
Messenger RNA from Saprolegnia parasitica CBS 223.65, 615 nucleotides. RefSeq lists its product as hypothetical. NCBI's taxonomy places the organism in Eukaryota, Oomycota, Saprolegniomycetes, Saprolegniales, Saprolegniaceae. Bases 1 to 615 code for a protein of 204 amino acids. The record is from RefSeq and is a predicted model, not a curated record. The transcript has a single exon.